AUGGCGCAAAACAGAGGAAAGGAGAAGGCAAAAGGCCUAUCGUUUAAGUCCCUUAACAAAACACAGUUAGUUGCGAUUCUUGAAGCGGCUGGAGUCACAAUACCUGAUAAAUCAGCUAAGAAAGAUACUUUAGUGCGAUUGUGCCAACGACAUAAAAAGCAAAUUGAGAGUGAGUCCGAAACUAUUAGUCCUAUUUUACAAGCUGCUCCUAAGAGAAAGAGGGCCCCUAAGCUUUCUGCCAAUGCGCCAUUAGUUAGUAAACGCAAGUUGCCAGCUAAUCAGUCGCAGAAACGAACUAAAAGAGAAGUUGAGAAAUCACAACCAACUGAAGAGUCCCAGUCAGUUGAAGAAUCUCAACCUGAAGUUGUUACUGCGCCAGUGAAGAGUAAAGGCAAUACAAGUAGUAAGGCCAUUCGGCCUGCCGUUCAUAUAGUUCGAUCACCAACUCUUAAAAAGACUACCUCUAAGUCCACUAAAACUGAUACAAGCAUCAAGAAUUCUGAAUCAAACUCAAAUCAAGAAACCACAACAAACAGACAAGAUGAGGUACUAGAAAAGGCAGAAAAUCUUUGUUCCAGUAGGGAAAGAGCUAUGUCCUUUAUGCUUAAGUAUGGAAGGGGAAUCUACAUUGCAAUGUCGUUUGCCAUUAUCCUGGGGUUGGUUCUGCAUAGUCACUAUCGUGUGGCCGUCAAAAACCAAGAGAGUUUAUCUCAGAUCGGUUGGUGGAGUGCAUUAAAAAGCAAGAUAGCGACAGGUCAUGAACAAAGACGCAAACGAGCAGUAGAAAUCAAGCGAAUGGCAGAGGAAAAGCAACGUGUGGCUGAACAGAAGCGAUUGGAUGAGCAGAGACGUGUGGCUGAACAGAAGCGGAUUGCUGAAGAGAAGAGAUUAGUAGAACAGAAGCGAUUAGAAGAAGAGAAACGCGUGGCCGAGGAGAAACGACUUGCUGAAGAGAGGCGACUUGCGGAAGAGAAACGCGUUGCUGAAGAGAAGCGUGUGGCAGAAGAGAAGCGACUUGCGGAAGAGAAGAGAUUAGCUGAAGAGAAACAACUUGCUGAAGAGAAACGUGUGGCUGAGGAAAAGCGAUUGGCAGAAGAGAAACGGAUUGCAGAGGAAAAGCGAUUGGCUGAGGAGAAACGGAUUGCUGAAGCUAAGCGACUUGCAGAAGAGAGGCGGAUUGCAGAGGAGAAAGCAGUUAAGGAGGCUAAGCUGGCCGAAGAGAAGCGAAUUGCAGAGGAGAAAGCAGUUAUGUUGGCCAAGGAAAAGGCAGCAAAGCUGGCUGAAGAGGAGAAGAUUGCAGAAGAGAAAGCUGCCGCUCUGGCUGAAGAGAAACGAGAAGCGGAAGCCAAAACUGCUGAAAGGAGGGCAGCAGAGUUGGCGGAAGCAAAGAAAGCGGCCGAAGAGAAAGCACUCGAAGCGUCUAAACGCCUUGCCGAGGCCAAACGAGCUGAGGAACUGAAGCAACAAAAGGCUAUUACUGAACAGAAAGCCGCCGCUGACCAGGCAGAGAAAACCAAUGCUAUUCUGAAUAAGCCUAUCUCCACUAAUCAAGCAAAAAGCAGGCAGACCGCCAAAUCCAUUAAACCCGCGUCUUUAGGGAGUAGGGUUUGGUACUAUACCAAGUUCGGUUUGAAGAUCAUCAAGAUUACUUGCAUCAUUCUCUUUGUUGGUGCGAUAGGUCUAUUUGCACUUCUGUGUGUGUUACACAAGAGGUUUGUGCGUAGGAGAAGAAUAGAAGAGUACACUGCCUACCUAAAGAAACACAUUAGCAAGAAGAGUAAGCAUUUACUUCCAAUUUCGACCAUUAAAGAGCUUAGAGAGGAAUAUGCCACCUUAUCUAACUCAGAAUGGCGGGCUUUGUGUAAACAAAUGAUCUUAGAUAGCAAUAUUAGAGAAACCUAUAUAUCACGUGAUACUAAAUUAGAGAGGGCUUGGGAAUGGGUUGGUACAACCGCGUAA
Molecule: messenger RNA, 1959 nt
Organism: Nematocida homosporus
Lineage: Eukaryota; Fungi; Microsporidia
Exons: 1
Coding region: 1-1959 (652 amino acids)
Source: RefSeq, a predicted model, not a curated record